Malania oleifera is the source of this 2034-nucleotide messenger RNA. RefSeq lists its product as uncharacterized. The record is from RefSeq and is a predicted model, not a curated record. The transcript is spliced from 6 exons. The coding region runs from base 249 to 1451 and encodes 400 amino acids. NCBI's taxonomy places the organism in Eukaryota, Viridiplantae, Streptophyta, Magnoliopsida, Santalales, Ximeniaceae. Gene Ontology annotation, cellular component: Golgi apparatus.
GAGAUAUAAAGUAAAGUAAAUUCAAGAUCAUACAGCUAUGAUUAUUAGUAAUUUUCGAAAAUUAAUGAGCAAAAAAAACAGUAAAGUGAUUCCGUACAGAGAUCAUGUUCUAAGAAGGAGAAUUUAUUACUGUGGGGCCAACGCGACGGUAAGACUCUGUUCGGGGGUGGCCAGAUCUCCAAGUCUAUUGCUUCAGCUUCACGGUUCACAGAGAAGCAAGCUUCUCGUCCUCCUCCUCGGCAACUGCAAUGGCUCAUCAUAAAACCCUAACAAAGGGCAAACCAAAACCAAGAGCACCAAUUAUCGUUUUUACAAUCUCCCUUGUUGGCGUUGUCUUUUUGUGCCUUCUGUCAUCUUCAAUUUCCCCAAAUGGAUUCUCAUUUUCCUCUGCAAAAACCUUCCAAAACUUGCUCAAGCCUCAGCCGCAGAGGAACCACCGCCCCUACGGCCAUGAGAAGUACUUGUACUGGGGUAAGAGGAUCGACUGUCCCGGAAAGCAUUGUGACUCUUGUGAGGGCUUGGGCCACCAAGAGUCCAGCCUCAGAUGUGCUCUUGAAGAGGCCAUGUUCCUCAGAAGAACAUUUGUGAUGCCUUCUAGGAUGUGCAUUAAUCCAAUUCACAAUAAGAAAGGGAUCCUUCAUCAAUCCAAUAAUGCAACUUCAGAGGAAAUGUGGGCAGCAAGCUCCUGUGCAAUGGAUUUUUUGUAUGAUUUGGAACUCAUAUCCAACACUAUUCCUGUUAUUUUAGACAAUUCAAAAGAGUGGUAUCAAGUGCUAUUGACUAGUAUGAAAUUGGGAGCUAGAGGAGUAGCCCAUGUGGAAGGAGUCAGUCGGGUUGACCUGAAAGAGGACAGCCGCUACUCAAAUCUCCUGCUCAUAAACCGAACUGCAAGCCCUCUCUCUUGGUUUAUGGAAUGCAAGGAUCGAAACAACCGCAGUGCUGUUAUGUUACCAUAUUCAUUUCUCCCUUCAGGGGCCACUGAGAAACUACGAACUGCAGCAGAAAAGAUUAUGGCACAUCUUGGUGAUUAUGAUGCCAUCCAUGUUCGUCGAGGUGAUAAAAUAAAAACCAGGAAGGAUAGGUUUGGGGUUUUUAGGAGCCGACAUCCUCAUCUGGACAGAGAUACACGCCCGGAAUUUAUUCUUCGAAGAAUUGAAAAAUGGGUUGCCCCUGGACGGACUCUUUUCAUUGCUUCAAAUGAGAGAACGCCAGGAUUUUUUUCUCCUCUAUCUGUCAGGUACAAAUUAGCAUAUUCAUCCAACUACAGCCAGAUCUUGGAUCCCCUGAUAGAGAACAAUUAUCAGCUGUUCAUUCUAGAGAGGCUGAUCAUGAUGCACGCCAAGACAUUCAUUAAAACCUUCAAGGUAGAUGAGACAGAUCUCAGCCUCACCGACGAUCCAAAGAAGAACACCAAGGAAUGGCAAAAACCUGUUUAUGCCUUGGAUGAUUAGAGAAUGCAGCAAUUUUUUCCACCAGAGGUUCGCCAUUUUUGCUCUUAUGCGGCUCAUUGCUUUCCUGUUACAAUGCUCGAUCCUGUCCUGCUAUGGCAUUCCUGAGGCAGCAGAAUAGGCCAAUACUCCAUUCGAGCAAAUCAGGUCCCAUAGUUCCCUCUCAGAUAAUCAAAUUGGAACUUGACGAGAGGCUGGUUGCUCGGUUUGGGCUGUGGGCUGUAAAUUCAAAGUGUGGUUGUCAUUAUGAAAGUCUAUUCAUGGCAUUGUUGAUAUAAUGAUCAUCAUAAAGACGGAAAAAAAAAAGUGUUUCCAAUUACAUGUUAAUCUCCUUUAGAAGCUUUUAUGUCUAGUGGGAAGUAAGUUUGAAUUGGAAGCUGGUUUGGUAAUUAUUGAUCUUUGAAGGAAUAUGUUGAUGCUGUUAUGAUGGGUAGCCUGAAGAUCAAUGGGUAGCCUAUUGCAGCCCGUUACUUGAGAGCAAACUGAAAGUACUAUAUUAUUGGCAAGCAACUAAUCCUUUUUUAAGUAUUUUUUUUUUUGUUGAAUCUUUUGGAUCAAAUUAAAAAAAAGAGAGACCUUAUUUGUU